CGGGGAGGGGUUCUUGUCCAUAAAGGCUUCGCGCCUUUAUGCAUGAGGAGGAGGCCUUGCUCGGCUGCAGCCAGGUUCCGUGCUCCAGGAAGGUCUGCCUGUGCUUUACGUGGCAGACACGGCCCUCUGGACUCAGCGGCAUACACCAGCCAGGCGGUCUUCUGGUAGUUUACAGUCCUACUGGGGCGCCCUGGAGCGCCCGGCUGCUUCCGCCCCAGACCUCAGACUGGCACCCAGGAAGUGGAGGCGGGGUCUGGCUGCGCGAGCCUCGCUACCGGGUUCUCGGGAGCCUGGGGACUGGAGUUCCGUGAAGUAGCCGCUAACCCGGGCUCUCGGAGCUGCUUGGCUCUGGGAUCCUAGCCCACUGGAGCAGCCUGGCUCAGUCCUACCGGGCAGGGGAUCGCGCCAAGGCAGAAGACAACCCGGACCUCCUCUGGGCGCCAGCUCCUCGGCUCCAACCCGUCCAGAAUCAAGCGGGAUUUUUUUUUUCUUUCCCUCUAGAAAUUGGCUUUGGUGUGUCGCCCGCCCUCUCCCCUCCUCCUCUCAACUCCUCCCCUCUCUCUCUCUCUCUCUCUUUUUUUUCCUCCUUCUUCUUCCUGAGACAUGGCCCGGGCAGUGGCUCCUGGAAGAGGAACAAGUGUGGGAAAAGGGAGAGGAAAUCGGAGCUAAAUGACAGGAUGCAGGCGACUUGAGACACAAAAAGAGACGCGCUUCUCGCGGAUUCAGGCAUUGCCUAGCCGCUAGCCUUCCCCUCCAAGACGCGCUGAGGAUUCGAUGGUUCUUAGGCGGACUUAAGAGCGUUUUGGAUUGCUAAGAUUCCUGUUUGCUGGGUUUUCAUCCGCGCGACCGUGUUCUUCCGUGGCUGCCUAGGGACUGGCUCGGCGAAGGAGGAUGGAGAGGGGGCUGCCGUUGCUGUGCGCCGCGCUCGCCCUCGCCCUCGCCCUCGCGGGCGCUGUCCGCAGCGAUAAAUGUGGCAGGACUAUAAGAAUUGAAAACCCGGGGUACCUUACAUCUCCCGGUUACCCUCAUUCUUACCACCCAAGUGAGAAGUGUGAAUGGCUGAUCCAAGCUCCGGAGCCCUACCAGAGAAUCAUGAUCAACUUUAACCCACAUUUCGAUUUGGAGGACCGAGACUGCAAGUAUGACUAUGUGGAGGUGAUCGACGGAGAAAAUGAAAGCGGCCGCCUGUGGGGGAAGUUCUGUGGGAAGAUUGCGCCUUCUCCUGUAGUGUCUUCGGGACCCUUUCUCUUCAUCAAAUUUGUCUCUGACUACGAAACACAUGGGGCAGGGUUUUCCAUCCGUUAUGAAAUCUUCAAGAGAGGGCCGGAAUGCUCUCAGAACUAUACAGCACCUACAGGAGUGAUAAAGUCCCCGGGGUUCCCUGAGAAGUACCCCAACAGCUUGGAGUGCACUUAUAUCAUCUUUGCACCAAAGAUGUCCGAGAUUAUCCUGGAGUUUGAAAGUUUUGACCUGGAGCAAGACUCAAAUCCUCCAGGAGGAAUGUUCUGUCGAUACGACCGGCUGGAGAUCUGGGAUGGAUUCCCUGAAGUUGGCCCUCACAUUGGGCGUUACUGUGGGCAGAAAACACCUGGCCGGAUCCGAGCCUCUUCAGGCAUUCUUUCCAUGGUCUUUUACACCGACAGUGCAAUAGCAAAGGAAGGUUUCUCGGCCAACUACAGUGUGUUGCAGAGUGGCAUCUCAGACGAUUUCAAGUGUAUGGAGGCUCUGGGCAUGGAAUCUGGAGAGAUCCACUCUGACCAGAUCACUGCCUCCUCACAGUAUGGAACCAGCUGGUCUGUAGAGCGCUCCCGCCUGAACUACCCUGAGAACGGGUGGACCCCAGGGGAGGACUCCAACCGCGAGUGGAUCCAGGUGGACUUGGGCCUCCUGCGAUUUGUCACUGCAGUAGGGACACAGGGUGCCAUUUCCAAAGAAACCAAGAAGAAAUAUUACGUCAAGACUUACAGAGUAGAUAUCAGCUCCAACGGAGAGGACUGGAUCACCCUGAAAGAGGGAAAUAAAGCCAUUAUCUUUCAGGGAAACACCAACCCUACAGAUGUUGUCCUUGGCGUUUUCCCAAAACCACUGAUAACUCGAUUUGUCCGAAUCAAACCUGUGUCCUGGGAAACUGGUAUAUCUAUGAGAUUUGAAGUUUAUGGCUGCAAGAUAACAGAUUACCCUUGUUCUGGAAUGCUGGGCAUGGUGUCUGGACUUAUUUCAGACUCUCAGAUUACAGCAUCCAACCAAGGAGACAGGAACUGGAUGCCAGAAAACAUCCGCCUGGUGACCAGUCGCACCGGGUGGGCACUGCCACCCUCACCCCACCCCUACACCAAUGAAUGGCUCCAAGUGGACCUGGGGGAUGAGAAGAUAGUAAGGGGUGUCAUCAUUCAGGGUGGGAAGCACCGAGAAAACAAGGUGUUCAUGAGGAAGUUCAAGAUCGCCUACAGCAACAACGGCUCCGACUGGAAAACCAUCAUGGACGACAGCAAGCGCAAGGCUAAGUCUUUCGAAGGCAACAACAACUAUGACACACCUGAGCUCCGGACAUUUUCACCUCUGUCCACACGAUUCAUCAGGAUCUACCCCGAGAGAGCCACACACAGCGGGCUUGGGCUGAGGAUGGAGCUACUAGGCUGUGAAGUGGAAGCACCUACAGCUGAACCAACCACACCCAACGGGAACCCGGUGGACGAGUGUGACGAUGACCAGGCCAACUGCCACAGUGGCACAGGUGACGACCUCCAGCUCACAGGAGGCGCCACUGUCCUGGCCACAGAGAAGCCAACCAUUAUAGACAGCACCAUUCAAUCAGAGUUCCCAACAUACGGCUUUAACUGUGAGUUUGGCUGGGGUUCUCACAAGACAUUCUGCCACUGGGAGCAUGACAGCCACGCACAGCUCAAGUGGAGUGUGCUGACCAGCAAGACAGGGCCCAUUCAGGACCACACAGGAGAUGGCAACUUCAUCUAUUCCCAAGCUGAUGAAAAUCAGAAGGGCAAAGUAGCCCGCCUGGUGAGCCCUGUGGUCUAUUCCCAGAGCUCUGCCCACUGCAUGACCUUCUGGUAUCACAUGUCUGGCUCCCAUGUCGGCACACUGAGGGUCAAACUGCGCUACCAGAAGCCAGAGGAAUAUGAUCAGCUAGUCUGGAUGGUGGUUGGGCACCAAGGAGACCACUGGAAAGAAGGACGUGUCUUGCUGCACAAAUCUCUGAAACUGUAUCAGGUUAUUUUUGAAGGUGAAAUCGGGAAAGGAAACCUUGGUGGGAUCGCUGUGGAUGACAUCAGUAUUAACAACCACAUAUCUCAGGAGGACUGUGCAAAACCAACAGACCUGGAUAAAAAGAUCACGGAAAUUAAAAUUGAUGAAACAGGGAGCACCCCAGGAUAUGGAGAGGAAGGGGAAGGUGACAAGAACAUCUCCAGAAAGCCAGGCAAUGUACUUAAGACCCUGGACCCCAUCCUGAUCACCAUCAUAGCUAUGAGUGCCCUGGGGGUGCUCCUGGGUGCAGUCUGCGGAGUUGUGCUGUAUUGUGCUUGUUGGCACAAUGGGAUGUCUGAAAGAAACCUGUCUGCCCUGGAGAACUAUAACUUUGAACUUGUGGAUGGAGUAAAAUUGAAAAAAGAUAAACUGAACCCACAGAGUAAUUACUCAGAGGCAUGAAGCACGGCGCUGGAGGGAGCACUGGAGGACAGCGGAGGUGCGGGACUCUUGCUCUGCUUUCACUGUAAGCUGGGAAGGGCGUCCAUGACGCCACACCAGGCUUUUCUCAGGAGCUUCAAUGAGCGUCACCACAGACACAAGCAGGUGACUGAGGUGACAACAGGAAUCGUGUACAGCCCACUUUCUUCUCUCGGUUUCAUUUGGGUAAUCAGAAGCCAGUUGAGACUAAGUGUGACUGACUUCAUGGUUCAUCCUCUUUUCCCCCACCUUUAUUUCUCUCUCUCUCCUUACCCUGUGGUGGAUUCUUCUCGGAAACUGCAAAAUCCAAGAUGCUGGCACCAGGCAUUGUUCAGUGGGCCCUUUUGAUGGACAUGUGACCUGUAGCCCAGUGCCCAGGGCAUAUUAGCAUUAACUACAUUUCGUGGGAUGGCAACAUCCACCUUUGCAUCGCUACCUGCGGCGAGCACAGAAAAAAAAAAAAAAAAAAAAAAAAGAAUCAGACUAUUUUGUUUGCAAAGUACUGUGGCCUCAGUACCCAUAUAGCGUGUCCGCUCUGUUUACCAAGCAAUAUCAACAGAUUUUCUUGAUGUUUUCCAGUGUUGUACUGAAUCUCGUGUUUGUGACCUCCACUCAGAAUACCAUACCGUGCAGCCACCAAACUACUGGCCCCGGGUGUCCCGCUGAUGAGCACCACAAAAGUCCUCGGCACUGGCUAGUCUUCGUCCUCUCAAGUGCCUUUUUGUUUGUACUGGUUCCUUGUGUCCCGUGGAUGAGCUACUCUGUUUCUGGUGAAAACCCUUCUCUUCAAUCGGACCUGGUGGCCCACUGACUAAGAAGAAAGUAUAUUUUAGUGUGCGACGCCAACCCUGGGAAGGCAAGGGCUCUGAAGACCUGGCAAUGUGGCGUGAUCGUUCUGCUUUUUUCUGAAGUUCAAUGUCAUAUCUCUUGACCCUUUGUAUAAAGCUGCAAUGUUCUCUCUCAUUGUUCUUUCCUAUGGAAUGUAUUUUCAGAUGUAAACUCUUGGCUCUUUCCUUUCUCUGUUCUUUGUUUUUUUUUUUUUUUUUUUUUGUUUUGUUUUGUUUUGUUUUGUUUUUGUUUUUGUUUUUGUUUUUCCUCUCUCUCUUAGAAUGGAAGCAUUUGCCACUGCCAUUAGAAUGAACCUUGCAGCUUUAACCUGCUGGCAAUGGCGAACAAUUUUACUAGACUUUAUGUUUUAAGAUAAUUAAGUAAGAGGAAUUCCUAACUUUGUCCUCCAAAGUCUAACUUUGGGUUUCUUGUUAACUGGUUAAAGUGACAGUAUCUUUUUUCCUUAAGCCAUGUGCCCAUCCAUUCUGAUUAGAUUGAUAUUUGAUAUGAAUGUUUGUGUCUAACGGAAGUCAUAAGUUGAAAGAGAAAAGAAUGCCAACUGGCUUUCAGAUAAGAGCCACAGGAAGCACUGAAUAAAAUCUCCGAGUCUAAAAGGACCUGAAAUUUUUACAUCCAAAUAAUGAGCCCUGAGAACCUUCUGGCUUGUUAUUGGAUCAGAGGGGGAGAGUGAAAAGAACAGCUCAUUUAAGAAAUAAACAAUAAAUCUGAUGCCUGAGGCAAAACUAUGUUAAGACCAGGCAGAAGGGGCACAUAAAAUCAAAACAAAUGUUUAGAACAACCCAUUCAGCAGAACCUCUGAAAAAAAAAAUAAAUAAAUGCUUCUAGAAACUUCCAAGGCCCAUAAAGGAAAAAAAAAAAAAAAAAAAAAAAAGCCUAUCUUAGGGCUGGCAAGACAUAAGCCUCAACAGCACAAAGAGGUAAAUAACUUAACACAGAGCAGCUUCCGGCUGGUGAAUUUCUGUCUUGCUGAGCUGUACGCAAGAACCCCAAGCUCUCUCCUUUCCUUGUGUGGCUGUAGGUCUAACUCAGUUAUGUUUCUUAGAGAUCACCUUUGCUUCCCGAACAAACGGCUUGUUCACCCUGGUUUAAUGGGAUUGAGAAUGUCUUUUUUCCAGGAAAGUAUUGAUCACUAGAGAGAGAGAGAGAGAGAGAGAGAGAGAAUGUUUUUAUUCCCAGGAGCAUCUAUUCACUUGUUAUAAUCGUACUGGGAGGAAAGCAUUAAGUAAGACUUUGUUUCUAAGGCAACAGACUUUACCAUUGUCCUCAGCCAAGGAAAAAUGAUACUGCAACUUUAAAUUUUAAAGUACCUUGCACUGAUAAAUAUAUUUAAAAGUUAUAUGUUUAUAAAGUUAUUAAUUUGUAAAGGCAGUGUUACAAAAUGUUCAGUUUAUAUUGUUUUAGAUUCUUUCGUAAUUUUUAAAGGUGUAAAAUAACAUAUUUUUUCUUUAUUGAAAUCUAUAAGACUUUCUGUAGUAAGAUGUCUCAUUUUAUGGUAUCUUAUUGCUUCAUGUUUUGUACCCUCAUAAAAUUUUGUGCAAAUUUUUUUUACAGAAAUUUUUAUUUUCUAUGAUAAUAUGUAUGACACUUGUAAAUUGUUGUUUCAAAAUGAACAGCGAAGCCUUAACUUGAAAUGACAUUUGUAUUCUCUGAGUAGCAUAAAAACCACCUAGAAUGAACUGUAACUUAAGCUCCAAACUACACAUUCCAAAGAAGCAGUUGAAUUAAACAUUUUCAUAAAAAUCUUAAACCUGA
Messenger RNA from Psammomys obesus (fat sand rat), 6282 nucleotides. It is a transcript of the gene Nrp1, whose product is annotated as neuropilin 1. Gene Ontology annotation, cellular component: membrane. Lineage: Eukaryota; Metazoa; Chordata; Mammalia; Rodentia; Muridae. Gene Ontology annotation, molecular function: vascular endothelial growth factor receptor activity; semaphorin receptor activity. Gene Ontology annotation, biological process: axon guidance; angiogenesis; vascular endothelial growth factor signaling pathway. The record is from RefSeq and is a predicted model, not a curated record. Bases 892 to 3663 code for a protein of 923 amino acids. The transcript is spliced from 18 exons.